Molecule: messenger RNA, 261 nt
Organism: Closterium sp. Naga37s-1
Lineage: Eukaryota; Viridiplantae; Streptophyta; Zygnematophyceae; Desmidiales; Closteriaceae
Source: the annotation of a GenBank genome assembly
AUGCCUGCAGGUGUGACUGUCUGCACUGCCUACGGCGCGACUGCCACAUCGUUUCUCUCGCUGCUCCCUCGCGACAACGUUUCUUCUGCCGCUUCUGACGCUCAGGCCAAGCCUACGGUGUGGCAGGGAAGGACAAUCGUGAAAUACGUGGCCAAUCUGCAUCCUACCAAGUACAACGGGAAAGUGGUCGGUGACGCAGGAGCUUUUGGGAAAAUGGUGUUUAUGGCAGUUCUCUUCAACGUCCUACAGGGUGAUCUAUAA